Molecule: messenger RNA, 2660 nt
Organism: Anoplopoma fimbria (sablefish)
Lineage: Eukaryota; Metazoa; Chordata; Actinopteri; Perciformes; Anoplopomatidae
Gene: wdr76
Product: WD repeat domain 76
Exons: 15
Coding region: 171-1811 (546 amino acids)
Biological process (GO): regulation of DNA damage checkpoint
Cellular component (GO): nucleus
Molecular function (GO): protein binding; DNA binding
Source: RefSeq, a predicted model, not a curated record
CUGUUUCACAACACAGAGGGGCGGGGCCAGUUACAAAACAUUUCCAGUGUGUGGCGCGAAGCGUUUUUAUCUUUUUUUUUACCAAUAUCAGAUACCAACCUCGGAAGUGUGCAUGUAUCACCCCUCUGCACUUAUCUGCAACUCAUACGUGCUGUUAUAAGUGCACUAAUAUGGCGACAAGACGAACGAAAUUAAAAGCUGUUGUGGAGUUAAAGUUAUUGGAAAUGACCCCUGUGGAUCUCGAGGGUCCAGUCAGAAGAUCUUCACGACACCCACUGGCACCUAAACGCCUCCAGUACUCACCUGAGACAGCUCCCAAUCAGAAAAGGAGGAAAACAACAACAACGCACAAUGAACAAAACAGCCAGAAUGACAGCAAGGAAGUUGGAACUAGUGAUCAGGAGGGUUCAGCUGGUGGAUAUGGAGCACUUUCUUCAUAUGAACUGGAGCGUCUGGAGAACAUCAGACAAAAUCAAGCUUUUCUGUCGUCUAUCAACUUAUUCAAGGCCACUGAGGAGUUGAAGCAGUUGACACGGCCAAAGCCAUCGCAGAGGGGUCUCAUGAGGUCACAGGCUGCUGUAAAAGAAGCGCUGCCAUCUCGCAAAUCUCUUCGUCUCCAAAAUAAAGAGGCAGAUACCUUGACACUUCCUCCUGAACCAAGGGGGAUGCUGAUCAUGCAGGAGUCACUCAAGAAACCUCCUGGUCCUCUGCCCAUGGAUCCAGUCAACAUGGAGGAGGGAAGCAAGCUGCCUUCACAACUUCUUGAGCUCUGCUCAGAGAGUUCAACAGAAGAAAGAAAGAUGGAGCUCGGUCUUAAAGAGUACCGCUCCGCCCUUAAGAACAUGAGGAUAACUGAGGACAGAGUGGCCAAAGUGGUGAAGGACCGAAUCUUCUCCGCUGCCUUCCACCCCUGUACCAGCAGCCUGUUGAUGGCCACAGGAGACAAGCUGGGGAAAGUUGGCCUCUGGAAAUUGGGUGGUGAUUGGGGUGAUGAUGGUGUUCUGCUCUUCGAGCCCCACACUCGUCCAGUAGCCUGCAUGGCGUUCUCCCGGGCUCAACCCACCCAGCUGCUGAGCCUCAGCUACGACGGCUCUCUACGCUGUACGGAUGUAGAGAAGGCCGUCUUUGAUGAUGUGUAUGACAUUGAAGAUGGCCUGAAAACAUUUGACUUCAUGUCCCAUGAUUGUCUGACACUAGUAGUCGGGAACUGGUUUGGAGAAGUUGCCAUCGUCGAUAGGCGGACCCCAGGAAACACCCACGAGUCCCUCCACUCAUUGGACCCCAAGACUCUGCGUUGUGUGAGCGUCCACCCUUUACAGAAGCAGUACUUUGCUGUUGCAGAAAGCAAGGUAGUGAAUAUUUAUGACAGCAGAUAUCUGAACAAGACUAAAAGCCAGGAAGUCUCCCAGCUGCAUGGGCACUCUUUAAGCAUAUCCAGCGCUUAUUUCUCCCCUCGCACAGGCAACAGAGUUCUCACCACCUGUAUGGAUAACCACAUAAGGAUAUAUGACACAUCUGCAGUGAGUACAAAAUCUCCCUUGCUGACAUCCAUCAGACACAACAUGCACACAGGCCGAUGGCUGACCAAACUAUCAGCAGUGUGGGACCCCAAAAAGGAAGACUGCUUCGUGGUGGGCAGCAUGUCUCAUCCUCGGAUGGUGCAGGUGUUCCACGAAAGCGGCGAGCUCCAGCACUCCUUUAUAGAUGGCGAGAACCUGAGCACGGUGCAGUCGGUCACUGCUUUCCACCCCACAAGGAAUGCCUUCCUGGGCGGCAAUGCGUCAGGGCGCCUGCAUGUCUUCUCCGACUGAGACCAAGACUUCUAGUUGAGCCCAUUUAGGUAGGAAGAACAAGUAAGGAAAUGUUUUUGUCACAGUCAAGGUGGAAAACUAGCACAGUGUGGAUUGAUAUCUCAGUGCUAGUUGUGACAGUCGUGUCUUUAUUGUUGCCCUCUCUGGAUCUCAAUAUCGCUUUAAGAUAGUGUUGUCAUAAUUCUAACACUUAUUACAAUAGUGUGAAUACAGUUGUUAAACACAACUAUAUUCACCCUUUCAGUCUUGAGUUUACUGUAUGUGGAAUGGGCUGCAAUAACUUAACAUGAGGACUCUCUUCUAAAUAUUGUAACACUGCUCAAACUCUGUUAAGGUGCAUGGGGAUUGUGAGUGAGCAGAAGUGUCCUGCCACAAAUUCUGGACUGAAUUGAGGUCUGGACUUUGAGCUACUUCUGUUUGCUAUUAACCUGUUAGGCUUCAUGUUUGGGUUUUUUGUCUGACUGGAAAAUUAAUCUUAAAUCAUAGUUGUCCUGAGAAUGGCAGGGAUUUAUUUGCUCUUUUCUCCUUUUAAAGCUAGGGUUGUUUGGUAAUCUUUGUUAUAUUUAUUAAGACUCAAUACAUUCCGACAGCAAUCAAGAAAUCAAAUACUUUUACUCAUAGACAAAAAUCUGAUAUCUGCAAUUCUCUCAUAUUUUUGUGCAUCAACUGUAGGUUAAAAAUGAAUAACUCUGACUGACUGACUGACUUUGUUGACUCUGCUGUUUACUUUUUCUGUUCUCAUAUUUUGCAUUUUUUUUGUACUCCAGAACCUAAUUUCUAAAAUGUGUUUCCUCUGUGUUUUAUUUGUAUUCUUUCUUUAUCUUCUUUUCAUUUUGUGGCUGCUGAAGC